GAGAGAGAGAGAGAGAGAGAGCGGACAGGCGAGCAAGCGAGCGGAGUUGCCUGCGAGGAGGUCGGCGGGCGUUUUCUUUCCUCCACCUUCUCUCCGUUUCCUCUUACGCGCAGCAACAGAAGCAGCAGCAGCAGAAAUAGCAGGUUGCAGCCAGGGACCAACGCCUCGCCUCGCCCGUGUGGUGCACCGGGAGACCCCAGCGUGGAGGCAGACAGUCUCUGGCCGUUUUGCCCCCCGCUUUUUUUUUUUCUUUUUUUUCUUUUUUUCUUUUUUUCUUUUCUUUUUUUUUUUUCGGCCGGGCGCUUUGCAACUCCUUUGCCGCCGCCGUGGCCAGCACAAGCGACGUCCCUCUUCCCGGUCACUUCACGCCGCGCCUCUCUCGCAGCUUUUCUUUCUCGGUCCGCGUCGAGUCGGCCAGCCCGGAUCGGCUGCCCCUUCCGAGAAGUCUGGGAGCUCCCACUCCCCCUCUGCUCUUCCCCAUGGGGAUCCGCGAGUUUCCCAGCGCCACGGCCAGGGGCAAGAGCAUGGCGAUUGGCAUGAGGAGGUCGCCUGAUGUCAGCCCCAGGAGGCUGUCAGACAUCAGCCCCCAACUCCGGCAGCUCAAAUAUCUGGUGGUGGAUGAGGCGAUCAAAGAGGACAUGAAAUGGAGGUCGGUUGAAGACCUCACCAGCGCUUCCGUAGGACUCACAUCCAUCGAGGAAAGGAUCCUGCGGAUUACAGGCUAUUACGGCUAUCAGCCUUGGGCUACCAGCUAUAAAAGGGAUGAGCGCUCCCAUGAUUGCACAACACCAGCAGAAGCUCAGACACAAGCUGGGAUGGAAGCUGGUGGAAGAGGGAGCCCAUGUUGCCAAACAUGCUCCAUGGUCCAUCUUAAGAAAAUCUUCUGGGGAGUAGUGGUGGUACUUGGCGUCUGCUCUUCCUGGUCAGGUUCAACCCAGCUAGCAAAACUGACCUUUAAGAAAUUUGAUGCACCCUUCACUUUGACGUGGUUUGCAACAAACUGGAACUUUUUAUUCUUUCCUUUGUAUUACAUUGGACAUGUUUGUAAAUCAGCUGAAAAACAAUCUCCCCAACAAAGAUACGGGGAGUGUUGUCGGUUUUUUGGAGACAACGGCUUGACACUGAAGGCAUUUUUUACCAGGGCAGCACCUUUUGGUGUUCUUUGGACACUCACGAACUACCUGUACUUACAUGCAAUAAAAAAAAUAAACACUACGGAUGUUUCCGUAUUGUUCUGCUGCAACAAAGCUUUUGUGUUCUUGCUUUCGUGGAUUGUUCUCAGGGACAGAUUCAUGGGAGUGAGGAUUGUCGCUGCUAUACUUGCUAUUGCAGGGAUAGUUAUGAUGACUUACGCAGAUGGAUUCCACAGUCAUUCAGUUAUUGGAAUAGCACUUGUUGUGGGAUCUGCGUCAACGUCAGCUCUUUAUAAGGUUUUAUUUAAGCUUCUCCUGGGUAGUGCUAAAUAUGGAGAAGCUGCCUUAUUUUUGUCAGUGUUAGCUGUUUUCAAUAUCCUUUUUGUUACCUGUAUUCCUGUCAUCCUUUACUUUACCAAAGUUGAAUACUGGAGUUCUUUUGAUGCCAUUCCUUGGGGAAGCAUUUGUGGAUUUUCAGUCCUAUUAUUGACAUUCAAUAUUAUAUUAAAUUUUGGGAUUGCUAUUACAUAUCCUACCUUGAUAUCUCUCGGGAUUGUACUAAGUGUACCUGUAAAUGCUAUUGUUGAUCACUACUCGAGUGAUAUCGUCUUCAACAGUGUCCGUGUAAUUGCCAUUGUCAUAAUUGGCUUGGGCUUCCUCCUGCUGCUUCUACCAGAGGAGUGGGAUGAGUGGUUAAUAAAACUCCUUACCCGCCUCAAAGUACGAAAGAAGGAAGAAAUUCCAGAGGGAAAUGGAGACAUUGUUUCAGGAUUGCAAAAUAAAAGUAGAAGAACGCGCCCCUCCAUGUCAUCAUUCACACAUUAAUAUUAUUUUAUGAACAUUCCUUAAUAUUGUAUACUUUAAAUCAUAGCUUUUUUCUUGCAAAGCACACAUGUUCAAUACAGUAAAUAUAUACAGAUGUACAGUUUUGAUAAUAAUAGAGUCCAAGGCAUCAAGUUUCAGCAUCACUAAA
Messenger RNA from Pantherophis guttatus, 2106 nucleotides. RefSeq names its product solute carrier family 35 member F3 (gene SLC35F3). Gene Ontology annotation, cellular component: membrane. The record is from RefSeq and is a predicted model, not a curated record. Gene Ontology annotation, biological process: thiamine transport. Lineage: Eukaryota; Metazoa; Chordata; Lepidosauria; Squamata; Colubridae.